AAUGGGAGUGAGCAGGGGCGGGCGCGGCGGCGCGAGACCCAUGAAUGAGAGAAACGUGCCCCGCGCGAGACGUCGCGCGCGCCCGGGACAGGGAGCCAAUGGGAAUGCUGGGAGGGCUCGGGACCCGGCACUGAGGGCAGCGGUCGCUGCCAGCUCGAACACUAGCGUCGCCGGGCGGGAGCGCGCAGAGCGGGGCGGGCGUGGAGCGUGCGGGGGCCGCGCGCUGCUUCUCAGGGGCCGGACGGCACUGCCGGGAGGCAUCGGUGACAACGACGGCGCCGGGGGUGAGGCAGUGUAACCCAGUUGAAUCCAGAAAGCCCAAGAUUGAAGAAAGAUCAAAGACAUUGACUAAUCUGGAAACAGGGACCUCUUCGGAACUUUGCUUUCAUCCACAGUAACCUUUUAAAAGUAUCAUCAAGUGGAAUUGAUUUGUUCAUCUUAUUUUGCUUAUUGAGAAGAACAUGUCUUCAGGGAUUUUAUAUUUCUCUUUAGUUUUGCAGUAACUCUAUAGAAAACUGAGCCCUUAAAGGGCUUGGGGAUAACAAGAAGAGAUUGAAGACAAGCUUGCUCUCUCUGUUUUCCUUUCCUCAUCAAAGAAAAGGAUUUACAACUCAACCUUGGAACAGCUGUUGCCCAGCUUUAGCCAUCAAGAGAAAAUAAAAUUAAAUCACCAUUGCCCAGACUACAAACCCUGAAGUCAAGGUGUGGGACUGGUGGCGUUGAGAAAACUGCCUAAAAGGAACAAGAACUGCAGCAAAAACUACUUCUCCCUAAAGCUGGAAAGGGCCUCAGCUUCCUUUUUGGAUUAAAGUAGAAACACAGGGCACAUCUCCUGUAGGUGCAGCUCACAUUUCGUGGAAGUGUCCGAGUUGUGGAGGUACCAUAGUAUCUCCUCAGAAGAGUUUCUCCUUGCUGGAAGCAUUCUGCCCUACCCCGAUUUCCCCCCUUCUGCCCCUUUGAAGACUUAACUCUGUUCAUGAGCUUUACCUUGAUCUGUCUGACUGCCCAUGUUCUCCACCUGCAGCCAUUUGCGUGUGUACAGCCUACUGUUUGUCUCCAGUUGUUAAACUGUACAAGUUGUGUUUAUUAAUCUCUCCUUCUGCCUUGCUCUGGGGAGGUGGUUAUUCAUCAUUUGGAAUCACCUUUCCCCCUCCCAUGUGCUUUCCUUCAUUUGAGAUCUUUUGAUCUUUAGUUUUAUUUGGGAGGGGGAAGGGUGAUAAUUUAAAAUUUUCUGUUUCCCUGGUUUCUUUCUGUACUCUCUUCUCCAUUGUUUCCCACAUCCCGUUUUCUUGUCUGUUCUGCCGCUGUGUGGGCCUGGGCUAUGCGGCAGGGCAGAUCUCCCAGCAGAGCUCCAUCAUGCCCGCAGAGUCUGGAAAGAGAUUCAAACCCAGCAAGUAUGUUCCAGUCUCAGCAGCUGCCAUCUUCUUAGUAGGAGCUACAACCCUCUUCUUUGCCUUUACCUGUCCAGGACUAAGCCUCUAUGUGUCACCUGCAGUGCCCAUCUACAAUGCAAUUGUUUUUCUCUUUGUGCUGGCCAACUUCAGCAUGGCCACCUUCAUGGAUCCAGGGAUUUUCCCUCGAGCUGAGGAGGAUGAAGACAAGGAAGAUGACUUCCGAGCUCCCCUUUACAAAACAGUAGAGAUCAAGGGCAUCCAGGUGCGCAUGAAAUGGUGUGCUACCUGCCGCUUCUAUCGUCCUCCUCGGUGUUCCCACUGCAGUGUCUGUGACAACUGUGUGGAGGAAUUUGAUCAUCACUGCCCCUGGGUGAACAACUGUAUUGGUCGCCGGAACUACCGUUAUUUCUUCCUCUUCCUCCUUUCCCUGACAGCACACAUUAUGGGUGUGUUUGGCUUUGGCCUCCUUUAUGUCCUUUACCACAUGGAGGAACUCUCAGGGGUCCGCACGGCUGUCACAAUGGCAGUGAUGUGUGUGGCUGGCUUAUUCUUCAUCCCUGUAGCUGGCCUCACAGGAUUUCAUGUGGUGCUGGUGGCUAGGGGACGCACAACCAAUGAACAGGUUACGGGUAAAUUCCGGGGAGGUGUGAACCCCUUCACCAAUGGCUGCUGUAACAAUGUCAGCCGUGUACUGUGCAGCUCCCCAGCACCCAGGUAUUUGGGGAGACCAAAAAAAGAGAAGACAAUUGUAAUCAGACCUCCCUUCCUUCGACCAGAAGUGUCAGAUGGGCAGAUAACUGUGAAGAUCAUGGACAAUGGCAUCCAGGGAGAGCUGAGGAGAAGUAAGUCUAAGGGAAGCAUGGAGAUGACAGAGAGCCAGUCUGCAGAUGCUGAACCUCCACCUCCUCCUAAGCCAGACCUGAGCCGUUACACAGGGCUACGAGCACACCUCAGCCUGGCUACCAAUGAAGAUAGCAGCCUCCUGGUCAAGGACAGCCCCCCGACACCUACCAUGUACAAGUACCGGCCGGGCUACAGUAGCAACAGUGCGUCAGCUGCCAUGCCUCAUUCAUCCAGCGCCAAGUUGAGUCGUGGGGACAGCUUGAAGGAGCCAACCUCAAUUGCAGAGAGCAGCCGCCAUCCCAGCUACCGCUCAGAGCCCAGCUUGGAGCCAGAGAGCUUCCGUUCUCCCACAUUUGGCAAAAGCUUUCACUUUGAUCCACUAUCCAGUGGCUCACGUUCCUCCAGCCUCAAGUCAGCCCAGGGCACAGGCUUUGAGCUGGGCCAGUUGCAGUCCAUUCGUUCAGAGGGCACAACCUCCACCUCCUAUAAGAGCCUGGCUAAUCAGACACGCAAUGGAAGCCUAUCUUAUGACAGCCUGCUCACUCCUUCAGACAGCCCUGAUUUCGAGUCAGUGCAGGCAGGGCCUGAGCCAGACCCUCCUUUAGGCUACACCUCUCCCUUCCUGUCAGCCCGGCUGGCCCAGCAACGGGAAGCCGAGAGGCACCCACGUUUGGUGCCAACCGGCCCAACACACCGAGAGCCCUCACCAGUCCGGUACGACAAUCUGUCGCGCCAUAUUGUGGCCUCCCUCCAGGAACGAGAGAAGCUGCUACGCCAGUCACCCCCACUCCCAGGCCGUGAGGAAGAACCAGGCUUGGGGGACUCGGGCAUUCAGUCAACACCAGGCUCAGGCCAUGCCCCUCGUACUAGCUCCUCCUCAGAUGAUUCAAAGAGAUCACCCUUGGGCAAGACUCCACUGGGACGCCCAUCUGCCCCCCGUUUUGGCAAGCCAGAUGGGCUAAGAGGCCGGGGACUAGGGUCCCCUGAACCAGGCCCAGCUGCCCCAUACCUGGGCCGAUCUAUAUCUUACAGCAGCCAAAAAGUCCCACCUGGUGUGUCUGAGGCGGAGGAAGUGGCUUUGCAGCCAUUACUGACACCCAAAGAUGAAGUACAACUCAAGACAGCCUACAGCAAAUCCAACGGGCAGCCCAAGAGUAUAGGCUCAUCGUCCCCUGGCCCAGGCCAGCCACCUCUCAGUAGCCCCACAAGGGGAGGAGUCAAGAAGGUGUCAGGAGUGGGUGGGACCACCUAUGAGAUUUCGGUGUGAGCCUUUGGCACCUCCCCUUCCCACACCUCUGCACCUACACCAAAGGGCCCCAGGUGGCCACCGUCCUUUCCUCAAGGGGCUCCCCUCCCCUGCAUGGACAUUUUUUACACCACCGAUUCCAAGAGGAGGAGGAGUGUUUUAUAAAAUGCAGUGGGGUUGGGGAGUUGGAGAGUUGGGGCCCUGAGACUGGGGUAGCAACCCCUUUCACUUUUGAAGAUCUUCCCUUCCUUAACCCCUGGACCAGACUCAGUGGACAUUUGUGCAAUUGCUCGCCCUGGAGGGAACCAGAUCAUUUUUAAACCAGAAAUAAUUUUUUUUAUUAUUGUUACGGAUUCUAUUUUUUUCCUCUUCUGCGUUACCAGGUGUGUGUGUACAUAUAUAUAUAUAUAUGUGUGUGUGUAUAUAUAUAUAUAUAUAUAUAUUAUAAAUAUCAAAGAAAUUAUAUAUCUAUCCUGGGAUGGGAAAAUGAGGGAUAUGUGGAGGGGGAUAUAAUUCUUCCUGUUCCUCAGACCAGCAGGAAAGGGGAGACAUGAAAUGAAGUCUUCCUUUUCUCCAUGGUUUCCUCUUGUCCCAGUUACCAACUAAGGAAAUAGCACCCCCUGUUGUUGGUGCUGAGUAAUCCGGAAAGAAACCCUGGGAGAGGAGAGUGGGAUCUUGGUCAGAGGAGGGAAGGACUUGGAGAGAUUUAGUUUUCUAGGUUCCUUGGCACUUAGUUUUCCCAGGAAAGGGGUCAGAGCUCCAUGACUUUGGUAGUUGAGGGGUGAUCAGAAAAAGAGCUUGUCUAAGCUCCAGAAACAAUAUGGGAAAACCUCCCCUUCUUGGGGGUGAAGGAUUAAGGUUGGCUUCUUCAGGUCCCUCAAAGCCUUCCCCCAACUCACAGUUAACAUUAUUUUUAAAUCCAAGGCCGGGAGAGAAGAAUCCAAAAAGCAAUAUUUUCGUCACAUGCCAAAAACAGGAUGGAGAGAUGGAGUGGCAGACCUAGGCCCCUCCAGUUGUCCCUUGGGGGUUACCCCUUAGCCCACCUCAGUAUGGUGCUGGAUAGUGGGGAUACCUGGGUUUUAACCUCUAAAUAGGGGAGACCCCAGCCUCUAGACAGAGGCCCUUUUAUUUUUUACUCUGAUUAGCCAUUUUAAACCAACAAGGAAUAAAAACAUCCUGAUCUAACCAG
This is a messenger RNA of Manis pentadactyla (Chinese pangolin), 4672 nucleotides long. It is a transcript of the gene ZDHHC5, whose product is annotated as zinc finger DHHC-type palmitoyltransferase 5. Gene Ontology annotation, molecular function: palmitoyltransferase activity. Bases 1357 to 3504 code for a protein of 715 amino acids. Lineage: Eukaryota; Metazoa; Chordata; Mammalia; Pholidota; Manidae. The transcript is spliced from 12 exons. Gene Ontology annotation, biological process: protein palmitoylation. The record is from RefSeq and is a predicted model, not a curated record.